This is a messenger RNA of Auanema sp. JU1783, 2070 nucleotides long. Lineage: Eukaryota; Metazoa; Nematoda; Chromadorea; Rhabditida; Rhabditidae. The record is from the annotation of a GenBank genome assembly.
AUGCAGUUGGUAAGCGAUGGUGUACCAAGCCUCACGUCUGCUAGAGUAGCUCGAAAGUGGGAGUGGAUCAGUUUUGGAGGAAGUAAAGAAAAGUUAUCUCAAAGUGCGUUGAGAAUGAUAUUGCUUCUGGAGAACGGAGACGAAGCUGAUGAUACUGACAGCAGUAGCAUUGAAGCCAUUUUGGACCAUUGUUCGAAUAUUGUGGAAGCGAAAUAUCUCCUGCAACACUUAUUCAGCCAUAGUUUAGAGCAAGGAGUGUUAGCCGCGAACGUUAAGGCUAAUAAUCGAGAACUUGAAGCAAAAGUACAACAUUUGGAGCAACAAUCUUUCAUUAACGAGCAGCUUCUAUCAACAGUUAUUGAAGACAAAAGCUUAGCAAGCGAUCUCGAAUCAUUGGAAAAUGGCAUGCGUCGGAAGAGCCGUUCUCCAUCUCUUCAAUCUAUGCGAGCAGGGAGCACGUCGCCGAGCAUCACCGAUCAGUCUGAGCCAACUCUUCAACUCUAUAAAGCCAGAAGACGGACAGCAACCACUGAUGAAAUGCUCUAUCCAUCUCCAGACUCUCCUACUUUACCACCUUCAGAAAAGGAAAAACAAACGUUUGAAGAGAAACAAAACCCGGAAGAGGAGAGAAAAGAACGCAAAAGAGUUGAUGUUCCUGCUUUUUUACCUCCGUCUGCUUCGGCUACGCAUCCGCCAUCAUUCGCUCGUAAUACGCGUUUACGAAGCACAUAUGGAGGAACGAGCAACUCUGGACGGCCACCAGCGGCUCCAUCACGUGGAGGACGUGAUGUAUCUGCUCAGUCUCGAGGCUUAUCUCGGAUGUCCAGUUAUUCGCGCUUGGCAGCUGUAGCUGAAACAAUCGAAGAGCCAUCAACAUCCAUCGGUGCAGCAGCUUCUGUCACAUCAUUACCAUCGUCGUCAUCAACAAAGGAACGUUCUUCAACUCGGGAUCAACGAUCUGUUUUCGCUCGUCUCAUUCCGUCAUGGUCACAAGAAGCUAGUCCCAAGACACUCAUUAAUCGAAAACAAGGAAGAAUAGUUUCGGUACGGAAUGAUUCGUCAACCAGAACUAGAGUUGUUACGAGAACUCAUACCUUGGAAGGUCAUUCGAAAGCUAUCUUAGCUUGUGCAACAACUGAAGAUCACUUGCUGACAGGAUCAAAGGAUCGAACAGCCAAGUUAUGGGAUUUAUCGACGGGUCAGGAGAUUAGGACACUUGGAGUUCAUCCGAAUUCUGUGCAUUCGGUCAAAUUUGUACCAAACUCCAACUUGGCAUUGUCUAUUUCUAUGUAUCAAGUUAGAGUAUGGGAUAUUCGAACAGACAGUUGCAUUCGAGUUCUUCACUCUAGUGGUCAAAUCAUUGAAGGUGAUGGUGGUCCCGUCGGAUCUCGUCAAAACACAGUUCCUUUCUUGGAAACGGUUAUCAAUUCGGCCGAAGUGGACCCAUAUGGGCGAUUGUUGUUUACUUCUUUCGCUGGAGAUGUCCGCAUUUGGAAUUUGGAAAAGUGGGCUUCAUUUGGUCGUUUAGUCGGAGCAUCGCACAGCCCACGAUCGGAGGUUUCUUGCUUAGCAGUUGCGACGGGCGAAGAUGAUGCUCCAUUUGUGUUUACUGGAUCGCGUGACCAUUAUGUGAAGAUGUACGAAGUGAAUCCGGCGGGAGAAGGCGUUCAUGAAGCUGCUGUCGAAUUUUCGCCACCGCAUUAUGAUAAUGUAACUUGCACACUAGCCUACAAAGGCAACUUGUUUACAGCUAGCAAAGAUUACAACAUCAUGAAGUUCUCAUUGACUGACUAUAAACGCGAUCAUCUUGAGUUAAAAUCUCAUGACGGAUACGUGCAAGGAAUGUGCAUGGUAGGGAUUAAUUCGAAUAAGCCAUUGCUCGCAUCGGUAUGUCGGGAAGGAACCAUCAAAUUUUGGGAUGUCGCUAGUUCUCGUCGAAUGAAACUAGUGGAAGAAAUUAGUAAAGCUCACAGUGGGGGAAUAAAUGGAAUUUGCUGUAAUAAUUAUUUGAUGUUCACUGCCUCGAGCGAUCAAACUGUUGGUUUCUGGAAAAUCAAUGCUGACAGUUAG